Dicentrarchus labrax (European seabass) is the source of this 2965-nucleotide messenger RNA. It is a transcript of the gene inpp1, whose product is annotated as inositol polyphosphate-1-phosphatase. The transcript has 6 exons. Gene Ontology annotation, molecular function: inositol-1,4-bisphosphate 1-phosphatase activity. Lineage: Eukaryota; Metazoa; Chordata; Actinopteri; Moronidae. Gene Ontology annotation, biological process: phosphatidylinositol phosphate biosynthetic process. The record is from RefSeq and is a predicted model, not a curated record. The coding region runs from base 286 to 1419 and encodes 377 amino acids.
CUCGGGUGACGCGCCCGUCCGCACCUGAAGCUCGGCGGCCUAGAUGAGAGGAGGAGACCGUCCCUUCCUGAGAGAGGAAACUCGCACCGACGUAAAGAAACCAGUGCAGACGAGCCCAGCGUUAGUGUUAAUUAAGCGCGUUAAUACCGCAGUUUCACUCAAACUCUGCGUCCUCUCACACUCAGUUAUCCGCGUUUUAGUGACUUUUCGGGUCGGAAAGAGAAACGCAGCUACCGAGAGCGACAGCCGGGAGGGAAACAGCAGUGUGUAACCUGGGUUUUUGACAUGGCUGAUCUGCUGAGGCUGCUGCUCCGGGUGGGUGAGAAAGCGGCUAACGUGGCUCGGGUCUGCAGGCAGGAGGCUCCCCUCUUUCAGCUCCUCGUACAGGAGAAGACUGGAGAUGAUAAGAACAAGAAGUUUGUCCAGGACUUCAAGACGCUGGCUGACGUGGUGAUCCAGGAGAUGAUCCGGCAUGAUGUUGGUGCACAGUUCCCUGAGAUGGUUGGCUUCAUUCAUGGAGAGGAGUCCAACAAGUUUGAAAAUGGGCUUGGGGAGAGUGUGACGGUCACAGUGUGCGGUACGGAGGAGGAGACCGCGAUGCUGCUGGCCUCGGUGCUUGAUGGUGACCACACAGCAGCAUCUCUGCUGGCCCGAGCGAUCCACCAAGACCCAGCGACCAUCGACGCUGACACAGAUGGUCUUAAGGUGCCCCUCAGCCCUUCUGAACUCGGCAUCUGGAUCGACCCCAUAGAUGCCACCAGCCAGUACAUAGAGGGCCGGGAGGAGGUGCUGGAGGAGGGCCGCCUGUUUCCUUCAGGUCUACACUGUGCUUUGGUCUUAAUUGGGGUUUAUCUCCGGAGCACAGGCGAGCCCGUCAUGGGCGUCAUCAACCAGCCGUUCAACUACAAAGAUCCAGCAGGUGGAGGCUGGAGGGGGAAGCAUUUCUGGGGGGUGUCCUGUGACGGCGUCAACGCCUGCUCAGAGUCCCGUCCAAAAGAUGGACCUGGAGGCAGGCUGUCUGUGGUGCUGAGCUCCAGUGAGAAGCAGGUGGUAAAGGAAGCCCUGACUUCCCUCUGCGGCCCUGACAAGCUGGUGUACGCCUCUGGAGCCGGCUAUAAGAUCCUGUGUGUCAUACAGGGCCUGGCUGAUGUUUACAUCCUCUCAGAGGGAAGCACCUUUAAGUGGGACUCCUGCGCUCCUCACGCCCUGCUCCGAGCCCUCGGAGGGGGGGUGGUGGACCUGGCUAAGUGUCUACAGUCCAGCUCUGGGGCACGGGAUCGGCAGACAGAACUGACCUACCACCAGCCUUACGCUGAGUGUAAAGGGGCAGACCGCUGGGCCAACCAUGGCGGCCUGGUGGCGUAUCGAGACUGUUCUCAGCUCCAAAGUGUCAUGGGAGGUCUGAAAGGGAAGUUGUAGUUGAAAAGAGCUGUGGAUGUAAUUAUGAUGCACUUAUUGCUGCAUUCAUGAUCGUAUUCAUGUUUUCUAUAUUAGCAGAGAGAGAAGUGUGGGGGCACAGUAUGAAAUAUUUUAAUUGUUUUUAACCAGAUAUAUUUGCAAGUGUGUGUGUAUGUAUGUAUACAUAUAAUAUAUAUAUAUACAUAUAUAUAUAUAUAUAUAUAUAUAUAUAUAUAUAUGAUCAUCUUGUCUGAGCCCAAUAAUAUUUCCAAAUAAUGUUUGGUCUUAAUCAGUGGCUCUAGAGGCUGUACGUUGAGGUGGGGGGUGAAUUACCAGGGGAAAAACAUGGAGCUAAACAAGACUUGAAUGAAUCUGAGUAAUUUAACAAACAAGAGUGUUGUGAUCCUCACAGUCGUCAAGAUUCAGAUUAAAAAGAUUUGUUCAGAGAGCCAAAAGAGUACAUUAGCUCCUGUUUUGAAAGGGAAGAAAGGAGUGGAGGUCAAAGGGUGGAGUGACGGAAGAUGUUUGGAAACCACUGAUCUACAUCUUAUCAGACAAUAGGGACUUGCCUAAAUGGGUCAAUGUCCUAGAAAGCUGAAAGUUUAAUCACAAGAACGUUUUACUCGACUUCUGCGAGUCACAAGUUGUUGGCUUCUUCCUCACAGCUCUAACAAACUUAACAUUAUCUGUGAAUUUUGUUUUGCUCAGACCUGAUAAUUGUUUAUUAAACGUUGCUUUAGGCCACAUAAAGAAAGGGUAUAAUAUUAGUAAAAGAAAGCACAGUGCUCACUGCCGGACAGCUGAGGAACACUUCACUGCCAGAGGGAAGGUAAUGUGGCAUCACUUCUGCUUCUGACUGAUCUGAAGGAUUUUUCUUUGAGUCUAAAUUGCAGUUAUGAAAAGUGAUAUUAGAAAUGUUCCACCUCGUCUAACCUGUAAAAGGCAAUAAUAAGUCAAGUGAGUGAAUGAGACUCAAAUCAAGCAGGAAUCUGCACCCCUCUGAAACAGCUCCUUUUAAGGAGCGGAGGGAUAGACACGUCCUGCUCUCUUUCUGUGGCUAUAGCACUAUUAGUUAAUAAGGUCAGAGAAUGGAAAAGCCAUAUGAGGUAAGACAGUGACACAGAGAGCCCCUUUCAGUGUGGGUUUACAGUAAAAAUGAAGUAUUAAGCCAAUUUGAAGGAUGGGACCUAUUCAGGCUGACGGACUCCUCUAAAGGAUGGAAACAUUAUAUUAAGAUGUUUGCAAUGAUGACGUGUAACAUAUGUAACCUUACUUUCAUCGUCACUGUAUUGUUUGAAAUGACUUUAAUAUGCAUUGUUAAGUAACUGAGGAGUCGUUUGUUAUGUAUACUGAGCAUAAAACAGAACAACAAUGUGCGUAUAGGAAAUAAUCUUUAUUUUGAAAACCAGAGAAAGCAGGGGAAAGAAACCCAACAGUGAUAUUUUAAAACUGUUUGCCAGCCAGGGAACUCGCAUCAUAAUUCCCUACAAAAAACCCUGAUGAUUGUCAGAUAUUUUUUGCAAUACUUCUGCAUAUUCUGUGAUAAAAUUUGAAAACAAAAACAAAA